AUGGAGGUCAAGGACCCGCUGGUGCCCGCGGUGGAGCGGCCCGAGUAUGAAACCCUGCGAGCAAUACUCCAAAGACCGAAGGCAACGUUGAUCCAGCGUCGGAAAGUCGAGGCGAGUCAGGAUCAAGAUAUUCCUGACUGCCCACCCUCGGAUGAGUCGCCGUCGGACAAAUCGCCGUCGGAGAUGCGACCGUUGGAUCUAGCGUCUGUCGCGAGUGAGGAGUCGGAUCUAUCGUCCAUCGCAGACGGAGACUCUAUAUCGCAGGCCGUAACGGUCAAGGAGGCGCCAGAAAAUCGCGAUCAAGUGACACCAGACAUAUGGGCGACUAAUCCGCUGGUGGAGAAAACCACAGACAUGGAGGGACUGCGAGAAGAAGAUAGCCGAGAUGAAAUUGAGGAUGUCAGCCUGGAUCAACUACAUUCGAGGGGCCAAGAUCAAGGAACAUCGCCGCCGGAAUGCGGCGGGUCGGAUCUGCCAUCAAUGAUGAGUGUACAGCCUGGGACAGGAUAUGUGACCGGUGAUCCAUUGAACGACAAGUGCGCCACAUCUAUGUCGCAAAAAACGGACAUGGAUCCAUCACAUGUUGUUGAAGAUCAACCAGGCACAUCGGGUCUGGAUCUUACCUGGGACUCAGAUCAAGAUUAUGAUGAAUGCGUGUAUUACCAUGAAGGAAGCGAUCUAUACGCCGAAGAUGUCGAUGGUCAGAUGGCGGUGCUGCCAGAAGUACCUGUGACGACGGAAGAUGUGAAGAUCAAAGAUAUUCAACUAUGCGGAUCUGAUAAUCAGACUCCAGAGGAGAUCGAGCGACUUCGCCAAAAGAUCUGGAAGUUCCGACAUCUCUUAUUCCUUGGGACCGUGGAAAGCUCGGUCACGCGUCCAGUUUAA
This is a messenger RNA of Phytophthora megakarya, 885 nucleotides long. The record is from the annotation of a GenBank genome assembly. Lineage: Eukaryota; Oomycota; Peronosporomycetes; Peronosporales; Peronosporaceae.